Clonostachys solani is the source of this 3312-nucleotide messenger RNA. The record is from the annotation of a GenBank genome assembly. Lineage: Eukaryota; Fungi; Ascomycota; Sordariomycetes; Hypocreales; Bionectriaceae.
AUGCCUCACCCAGUGACCCCGCCGUCUACCGAAGCAGCCCCUCCACCACCUCAUGAGGUUGUCUCGGGGCUGCUGAACACGAUUUUCACGGCGCAAACCUCUGCGGCUUCCGUCGACGCCAGCUAUGGAGUCUGCGAGCUGUUGCUGAACUCUGUCGGCGCUGCCGGCCUCAACCAGUACGGCAUCUUGGCUGAGAUCAAGAAGGCGGCUGCUGAUAAGAAGAGCGGCCUCAAGAGGGAGAGCAGCCAGAACCUCCUUGGUGCAAUCUUCGAGCGCUUCCUCCCGAGACAGAAGCUGAGCGAGGUUGUUCUCCUUCUUCAGGAUGGUGGUAUGGUGCAGUGUGCGCUUGACGCCCUCGCCGAUAAGGGAUCUGUGGUCCGUGAGUCUGCACAGUACGGACUCGAUGCCCUCUUUUCCAACCUGAGCGCCGAGGCUCUCGUCGCCGGCCUGCUCCCUGCCUUGACCGAAUAUCUUUCCAAGAAGACUGGAAAAUGGCAAGGCACUGUCGGAGCCUACAAGCUGCUCCAGAAGAUGGCCGACAAGGCCAAGUUGUCCCUCGGUGGCACCAAGGAGGAAGCCGUCGAGAAGGACUUGCUCCGCGAGGCCAUGGGUGCUAAACUUGCUGGCCUCAUCCCCAUUGUCGAAGGUGGAAUGCACGACCUCAAGACCGAAGUUGAGAAGCAGGCUGUUCAGACCAUGAACUCGCUGACCACCCUUCUGUCCAACGACGAUGUUGCCCCCCGCCUGCCUCUGCUUAUCGACACUAUGCAGCAUCCAUCCUCCCAAACUCUCCAGAAGGCCAUCCACGCCUUGUCUCAGACUACUUUCGUGGCGAUUGUCACUUCCCCUGUUCUGGCUCUGCUUACGCCUUUCCUUGAACGAUCGCUCAACACUCCCACGACCUCCCAGGAAGUUCUCCGCCAGACCGUCGUUAUCGUGGAAAACCUUACCAAGCUGGUUCACGACCCUGUUGAGGCCAGAACUUUCCUCCCCAAGUUGACCCCCGGUGUGAAGGGUGUUUGCGACCGAGCUUCCCUCCCUGAAGUCCGUGAGCUUGCCAACCGGGCUCUUGCUACUAUGGAGAAGGCCAUGGGUGACGAAAAGGAUGUUGUCGCUCGAACCACUGGUGACGACGUCUCAAAGAUUCUCGAGGAGCAGAUCAAGAAGGCCCGAGGGCUUGAUGGCAGCGCCGAUCUCUACAAGCUUGUCCGCCCUUACGUCGCUGAGAUGGUUGCUCUCGAUGUCAACUACCGCUUCAUCCAGCGUAUCUCUGCCCGAAUUGCUCCCUACCUCGAGUCUUUGGCCAAGGAGCCUCAACAGGUGGCUGACGCUGUUCAGCAAUACUACGCUGACGAGGACGCUCGUAAAUAUGGUGUGCCCGAGAAGGAAGAUGACGGAGAAAUCGAGAUCGUCAAUGCCGACUUCUCUCUUGCCUAUGGAGGUAUGCUUCUUCUUUCUCACACCAACUUGCGUCUCCUCAAGGGCCAUCGCUAUGGUCUUUGCGGUCGCAACGGUGCCGGAAAGUCCACUCUCAUGAAGAGUAUUGCUGGUGGCAAGCUUGAAGGUUUCCCACCUCAGGAUGUCCUUCGCACCUGCUAUGUGGAACACAACCAGGGCGAAGAUGCUGAAAUCAGCAUUCUCGAAUUCGUGUCAAAGGACCCUGAGAUCGCCACCCAGGGUACCGAGCGUAUCUCUGAGGUUCUGACUGAAUUCGGUUUCACACCUGGCCCUGAGGGUCGCCAAGCCCAGAAGGUUGGCUCCCUCUCCGGUGGUUGGAAGAUGAAGCUCGCUCUGGCCCGAGCUAUGUUGCAACGAGCUGAUGUCCUACUCCUGGACGAACCUACUAACCAUCUGGAUGUCGCCAAUGUUGCCUGGCUGGAGAACUAUCUCAAGACUCACCCUGAUAUCACGAGUUUGAUUGUUUCUCACGACUCGGGUUUCUUGGACAAUGUCACCACUGACAUCUACCACUACGAACCUAACAAGAAGCUGGCUUGCUUCAAGGGCAACCUGGCCGCCUUUGUUGAGGUCAGGCCCGAAGCCAAGAGCUACUACACCCUCACAGCUGCCAAUGCCCAGUUCAAGUUCCCACCUCCAGGUAUCUUGACUGGUGUUAAGUCGAUGACCAGGGCCAUCAUCCGCAUGUCCAAUGUCUCAUACACAUACCCCGGUGCACCAAAGCCCUCACUCCACGAAGUUUCGUGCCAGCUUACUCUGUCAUCCCGGGUGGCCAUUAUUGGACCCAACGGUGCGGGUAAAUCCACCCUCAUUAAAUUGCUCACUGGCGAGACGAUCCCCAACACUGGCAAGGUUGAGAAGCACCCCAAUCUCCGUAUCGGAUACAUCAAGCAGCACGCCCUUGAGCACGUGGAGAUGCAUUUGGAGAAGACACCUAACCAGUACCUUCAGUGGCGUUACGCCCACGGUGAUGAUCGUGAAGUCCACAUGAAGCAGACUCGUGUCCUCUCUGAUGCCGAUCGCGAGCAGAUGGAUAAAUUUGUUGAUCUCAAGGAUGGAAGAUCUCCUCGACAGAUCGAGGCUCUUGUUGGUCGUCAGAAGUACAAGAAGACUUUCCAAUAUGAAGUCAAAUGGCGCGGUCUCAUGCCAAAGCACAACACAAUGAUCUCUCGCGAAACCCUCGGUGAACUUGGAUUCGAUAAGCUUGUCCAGGAAUUCGACGACCACGAAGCAUCCCGCGAGGGUCUGGGCUACCGUGAGCUCCAGCCGUCCGUCAUCUCCAAGCACUUUGAGGACCUGGGUCUCGACCCUGAGAUUGCCAACCACAACGAGAUCGGAUCGCUCUCUGGUGGUCAGAAGGUCAAGGUCGUCAUCGCCGGUGCCAUGUGGAACAACCCCCAUCUGCUCGUGCUUGACGAACCUACCAACUUCUUGGACCGUGACUCUCUCGGUGGUCUGGCAGUUGCUAUCCGCGAGUUCAAGGGUGGUGUUAUCCUGAUUUCUCACAACGAAGAGUUCGUGGGCGCUCUCUGCUCCGAGCAGUGGCACGUCAACGACGGUCGCGUCGCCCAGCGCGGCAACGCCGCUGUCAGCCUCGACCGAUUCGAGGACUCCCGCCCCGGCAGUGGCGUGACCAGCACUGCUGUCAGCACCGCCGCCAACUCAGUCGUCUCAUCCGCCGUCAACUCGGGUGUCGAGGACAACACCGACAUGAAGUUCAAGGCCAGAAAGAAGAAGAAGAUGACCAAGAAGGAGGUGAAGGAGCGUGAGGUUAGAAGACGUCUGCGCCACAUUGAGUGGCUCAACAGCCCCAAGGGAACCCCCCACCCCCCGGACACGGAUGAUGACGAGUAG